AUGAAGAGCUAUCUGCGGCAUGGUCCGACAGAGGCGUUCGGGCUCAUCGCGACGGGUCCUGCGGUGUACGAUGGUCGCAAGGCGUACUGCCCCGCUCUCGAGGAUGUGCUCGUGUGGGACGUCAAGAAGGGCGAGCAGGUCGCCAUGUGGCACGAGACGGGCCUGCGCGCACUCGUAACCUGUCUCUCGCGCUCUCCGACAGACUGGGACUCGUUCGCGGUGGGCUACGCAGACGGUUCCGUGCGGAUCUGGAACGCCAAGACUCAGAGCGUGACUGUCACGUUCAACGGACACAAGACGGGCGUGACGGCGCUGGCGUGGGAUGCGGAUGGGACGAGGUUGGCGAGCGGAGCGAGGGAUACGGAUGUGAUCCUCUGGGACGUGGUGGGCGAGGUUGGAUUGUUCAGGUUGAGGGGACACAGGGAUCAGAUCACGAGUUUGGCGUUUGUCGCGCCGAGACCGGGGUCCGAGAUCGACUCGUCCGACUCGAACGUCGACAACGCAACGACUUCGACUUCUGCCGCCACGUCUGCACCACCGGCGAAACCCUCGACACACCUCAUCUCGUCGUCGAAGGACACGUUCAUCAAGAUGUGGAACUUGACGACCCAGCACUGUAUCGAGACGGUCGUCGCGCACCGGUCCGAGGCGUGGUCCUUCGCCUACGACGCGGACAGCAAUGUGCUCGUUUCGGGUGGAGGCGAGGGGGAAGUCAAAUGCUGGAAGGUGGACAACGAGGUGCUGUUGCGAGGAGUCGCAGCGGUCGUCGAGGACGAAGAGCAGGCUCGCUCGUCGUCCGUUGCCGCCUCCGCUCCGCCAAAGAAGAAGCUCAAGCGCGCCAUCUCGCCUAUCGCAGCCCUCUCCCUCCCGAACCCGAACCACACGCACAAUAUCACCCAAAUCACCCUUCACUCCACUCUGCCUGUCCUUGCCGUCCAUUCGGGCGAACGCGCGAUCGAUGUUUUCCGCUUGCGGACGGAGGAGGAGUUGAGGAAGAAGCUGGCGAGGAGGAGGAAGCGCGAGAGGGAGAAGAAGGAGAAGGGCAAGGCGGGGAAGGGAAAGGGGAAGGGAAAGGCGGUAGAGGGCGAGGACGAGGGGGAGGACGAAGACGGGCUCGAGGUCGCGCCCGACGGCACCGUCGAGUGGAGAGAUCGGCUUGCGGUGUGGUCGACGAUUCGGACGAGCGGCAAGAUCAAGAACUUCUCGUUCGCGCCCGAGACGCUCAAGACCAAGGGCGAGGUGCAGAUCCUGGCCUCGCUCGCCAACAACUCGCUCGAGGUUUACAAUCUCCCUCCUCCCGCAUCGUCAAAAGCGCCUGCUGUUGAGCCGAUCAAGAUGUACACGCUCGACUUGCCCGGCCACCGCUCCGAUGUCCGCUGCCUCGCUGUCUCCUCUGACGACCAGCUCAUCGCCUCGGCCAGUCAUGGCUCGCUCAAGCUAUGGAACGUCAAGACGACGCGGUGUGUGCGGACGAUGGAUUGCGGAUACGCCAUCUGCUGCUCGUUUUUGCCUGGCGACCGGCAUAUCGUUGUCGGCACCAAGUCCGGCGAGCUCCUCCUCUACGACCUGUCCUCGUCCUCCCUCCUCGAAACCUUCGCCGCCCACACCGCUCCCUUGUGGUCAGUCCACGUCCGACCCGACCAGCGCGGCCUCGUCACCGGUUCCGCCGACAAGGACGUAAAGUUCUGGGAUUUCGAGGUCCGACAAAUACCGUCCGAAAUCGAGGGUGGCGCACCCGUCCGCGUUCUCACCCUCGCGCACGUCAGGACGCUCAAGAUGACGGACGACGUGCUCGCUGUCAAGUACAGUCCCGAUGGACGUUUGCUGGCGGUCUCGCUGCUCGACUCGACGGUCAAGGUCUUUUACGCCGACACGCUCAAGUUCUUCCUCUCGCUCUACGGUCACAAGCUCCCCGUCCUCUCGCUCGACAUCUCGUCCGACUCGAAACUGAUCGUCACCUGCUCCGCCGACAAGAACGUCAAGAUCUGGGGCCUCGAUUUCGGAGACUGCCACCGCUCGCUCUUCGCGCACGACGAGUCGGUCAUGCAAGUUGCGUUUGAGCGGGGCAGUCAUUUGUUCUGGAGCGUUGGGAAGGACAGGAUGGUCAAGUAUUGGGACGGCGACAAGUUCGAGUGCAUCCAAAAGCUCGCGGGUCACUCGGGCGAAGUCUGGGCGCUCGCGGUCAGCCAGAAGGCGAACUUUGUCGUGACAGGUUCGCACGACAAGUCGAUCCGCGUCUGGGAGAAGACGGACGAGCCGCUCUUCCUCGAAGAAGAACGGGAGCGCGAGCUCGAGGAGAUGUACGCGAACGCCUCGAACCCUCGCGGCGACCGGGACGAGCUGCGCGUCCUUCCAUCCGGCGAAGAAGUUCCUCAAGACGAAGCGACCGAGGUGUCCAAGUCGACGACCGAGACGCUGAUGGCGGGCGAGCGGAUCCUCGAAGCGCUCGAGAUCUCCGAGGCGGACAAGGCUGCGCUCGCGGCUUACGAAGAGGAGAAGCGCCGACAGCCUACGGACGAGAUGGCCAGUCGCGUGCCACACCCGACGCGUAAUCCCGUCUUCAGCAUGUACUCGAACUGCUCGGCGGAAGAGUAUGUCCUCAAGGUCGUCAAGGCGAUUCCCGCGGCGCAGUUGCAGGACGCCUUGCUCGUCUUGCCGUUCGGGAGGGUAGUACAGCUCAUCGAGCACAUCGACGUUUGGGCUCACCGGGGCUGGAACCUCCCCCUUACAUCCCGCGUCCUCUUCUUCCUCCUCCGCACGCACUACUCGCAAAUCGUCGCGACUCGCGCUCUCCGCCCGACGAUGGUAGCGCUCAAGUCUCACCUCCGCGACGCACUCAAGAAGCAGAAGAAUGUCCUCGGUUACAACCUCGCCGCGCUGAAGUACCUCCAGCGCCAGCACGACUCGAACAAGGUUGCCGAGUUCUACGAGCAGGAGGUCCUUGGUGGAUCUGGAGGCGGAGGGGGAGGAGGGAUGGUGGAUGAGAAGGCUGUGAGGGAGAUGAUCGAGAAGAGUGCGAAGAAGAGGAAGAGGGCGGCUUUGAGGACGUAG
This is a messenger RNA of Rhodotorula toruloides NP11, 3051 nucleotides long. Its product is annotated as WD repeat protein, U3 small nucleolar RNA-associated protein 12. The transcript has 9 exons. Gene Ontology annotation, cellular component: Pwp2p-containing subcomplex of 90S preribosome; small-subunit processome. NCBI's taxonomy places the organism in Eukaryota, Fungi, Basidiomycota, Microbotryomycetes, Sporidiobolales, Sporidiobolaceae. The coding region runs from base 1 to 3051 and encodes 1016 amino acids. The record is from RefSeq and is a predicted model, not a curated record. Gene Ontology annotation, molecular function: snoRNA binding; protein binding. Gene Ontology annotation, biological process: maturation of SSU-rRNA.